Mangifera indica (mango) is the source of this 2478-nucleotide messenger RNA. Its product is annotated as zinc finger CCCH domain-containing protein 18-like. Gene Ontology annotation, molecular function: metal ion binding; RNA binding. Lineage: Eukaryota; Viridiplantae; Streptophyta; Magnoliopsida; Sapindales; Anacardiaceae. The coding region runs from base 298 to 2049 and encodes 583 amino acids. The record is from RefSeq and is a predicted model, not a curated record. The transcript is spliced from 8 exons.
UGGUUUGAGAGUUUAAGAUGUUUAGAAAAUGAGAGGGCGGUUUGAUUUUUUUUAUUUAUUUUCUAUUAAAUUGUUUAUUUGCUUCUAUACAUUGGCCAAUUUCUCUGAAUUUGGACGUUACUUUAUUUGGAAAAUAUUGUGAAAAUUAUAGAUUGAGUGUUGAAUGUGCUAAAUGUUCUAGUUUUGACUUUAAUGGCCUGUUAUUAGAUCAUUUUCCAAGGAUAAGAUUUCAUUUCUUGAUAAAUCCUUUUGUUUCAAAAGUGCAUGAACAUCUCUUUUAAGAUUUGAGACUUGGAGAUGGAUUUUACUGAGUCUACAAAGGCUGUCUACAAUAGAAUACAGAAACUAGAGCCUGAAAAUGUCUCUAAGAUUAUUGGGUACCUCCUUUUACAAGGCUAUGGUGAACGCGACAUGAUUCGUUUUGCCUUUAGCCCUGAUCAUUUGAUCCACUCUUUGAUCACUGAAGCCAAAUCAAAACUUGGCUUACGUAAAUCUGCAGUUUCACCUCCAAUCUCACCUUCUCAAGUGAGUCCAGCAUCUGCUGCUGAUCUCCCUCUACAAUUCACACCUUUCUCACCUACCUCAAGACAACCAAUUUCCUCUCCUGUAGCUAUGAGAGCUGGCAAUAAUUUCUGGGAACAACUAGUCACUGCUGAUCAACAACAACAGGUCAAGAAUAUGGAUUUUGUUCCACAAGCAUACUCUGAUUCGGUUGCUGAAGAUUUUCUCCUUCAAAACCAAAUGCAGUUCUUGACAAUGGAAGAUCAGCUAGAAUCAGUUAACUCGAUCAACUCAGAUUUCUCAAGCAACUACUUCUACCCAGAACUUCCUUUAGGUGCAAGAACCAGUCGGAGGUCUCCAAGCUUGCCUGAGUUUCCUGUUAAAGUUUGCCAUUACUUCAAUAAGGGAUUUUGUAAGCACGGUAACAACUGUAGGUACUUCCAUGGCCAUCCAAUGCCAGAGAGCUUUUCUCAGAUUUUCAGCCCAAGUUCAAACGUGAAUCAUAAGGAAGACCAUGUCUUCUCACUGGGGUCUCUUGAAAAGCUAGAAUUGGAACUCACUGAACUUCUGAAGUUACGGAGAGGUUUUCCAGUAUCGAUUGCCUCUUUACCAAUGAUGUAUUACGAGAAGUAUGGUAAGACUCUUCAGGUUGAAGGGUACCUUACAGAGAGCCAGAGACAUGGUAAGGCUGGUUAUAGUCUAACAAAGCUUCUUGCUCGUUUAAAGAACAGCAUUCGUGUCAUUGACAGGCCUCAUGGGCAGCACUCAGUUAUUUUGGCCGAGGAUGUACCAAAGUUCCUAGAGUAUGCUGGCGAAAGAAGUGAUCCUGGUGGAAUUGUAUGUGGUUCUCGACGGAUAUAUCUUACAUUUCCAGCUGAAAGUACUUUUACAGAAUUGGAUGUUUCCAACUACUUCAGCAAAUUCGGGCCUGUUCAAGAUGUUAGGAUUCCAUGCCAACAAAAGAGGAUGUUUGGGUUUGUCACCUUUGUUUUUGCAGAGACGGUUAAGCAAAUUUUGGCCAAGGGGAAUCCCCAUUUUGUAUGUGGAGCUCGCGUUUUGGUGAAACCUUACCGGGAAAAGUCAAGGCUUGUUGAAAGGAAGUAUGUAGAUAAACUGCAGCACCCUAUGUUCUACGGCCAGCAGCUUAUGGAUGGUGAUUCUGAGGUGGUUCACUCAAUGCCAAGAGUUACUGAUAAUUCAGGAUUAUGCGGGACACAGCAGUUGGAGGAACAUGAACAAGCAUUUGAAUAUGAGAGAAGGCGCCUUCCUGAGAUGCAUUUAGGACCUAAAUCCUUGACUCAUCACUCCUACUUUGGGUACUUGAUGGAUGAGUUGAAGUUGUCAGAAGCCCGGGCAGAAGAAGCAGAAUAUCUUUCGGCAGAGCAAUUCAAUUAUUUGUUGGAUGUACUCAAUAAUGGUUCCACUAGUGAGGAUAAUGUCAGGCAUAUGAGUACCGAUUAUAAUGAUCAGGGGAGCAACCAAGGACUCAAUCUUCCUGAGAGCCCAUUUGCAUCUCCAAUAGGAAGCAGUAUUUCAACAGUUAUAUAGAGAUUCAGACACAGAAGAACUAUAGGGGUAGAACACCAGAGUUGGAAGAUUAUUUUCGUGGGAUUUUAAUACAUGAGAAGUUUAUUUUUCUUGCCAUAUUUAAUAUACCUCAACGUGGUCGGUCAGUCAGCUGCACAGUGAAUACCAAAAAGAAAGACAAUAGUAGAAGAAGUCAUUCUCCAUGUUUACUUGGUGGAGAAGAUAGCAAAGGGAGAUGAUACAGAAAGCCCCCUACCUUAAUUAAUGUAAUCACAGAAAGUAAUUAGUCAGAGCUUAUUUGGUCUUUAGAAGAAAAUGAAAUAUUUAGUCUUUCUCUAGUAGAAGAAAGGAAAUAUAAAAUAUUUAUGUGGGGUGCAGAGAUAAAGAAGAAAGUUGUAGAGAUUGCAACACUGAGAUACAAAUUAAUGCUAAUAGCAUAAUUCAUACAAA